GGGGAAGAGAAUGCAGGGAAGCGCGCCCCAGCUAGCCAGCCCGCGGACCUCCUGCACGCAACGUCAGGAUGCCAGAGACCCAGAGCUCCCGCCAGGACCCCCGGCGAUGGAAGAAGCAGCCGGUGCGCCGCACGGUCAGCCAGAUCUGCCCGCCACCGCGGAGGCCCCUGACCGUGGCCGACAUCCGACCGGGUAUGGAGAACGAGAGGCUGGGAGUCGUGCGGGAUUCCAUGUUUCAGAACCCGCUCAUCGUCAAGGCUGAACUCGGGAAGCCCCGAGAAAGAAGCUGCAGUCUGCCUGGGAUUGAUUUUAAUUAUGGACUCUACACCCGGGGGCUGGACGGAGGGGUCCCCGAAGCCAUCGGACACUGGAAUGUGUUUAAGCAGCAGCCCACCUGCCCCCACGAGCUGACCCGGAACUACAUCGCCAUGAACCGCGGGGCAGUGAAAGCCGGCCUGGUAACUGCUCGGGAGAAUUUCCUCUACCGUCAGCUCAACGACAUUCGUAUCAGUGACCAGGAUGACCGGCGUGUCAAGAAGGAGCUGCCCUCUCUCCCACCAAAUAUGACGUUUGGGACCCUGGCACGGCCCUCCACCCCUUUCUUUGACCUGCUGCAGCACCGCUACCAGCAGCUUUGGGUGCAGGAACAGAAGGCCACCCAGAAAGCCAUUAAACUGGAGAAAAAGCACAAGGUGAUCCUGGGGAAGCUGUAUGAGACCCGGAGCAGUCAGCUGAGAAAGUACAAGCCACCAGUGAAGCUGGAUGCCCUCUGGCAUAUGCCUCACUUCCAGAAGGUGCAUCCCCAUCUCGAUACCUUCCCCACCGAGGCUGAUCGCCAGAGAGCAUUCCGAGCCCACCAGGAGGAGCACGCGGUGCGCCAGGGGACCCUGCGAAUGGGCAACUACACCCACCCCUGAAGCCUUCUUGGCACAGUAGAAAAUCCUCAGAGGACUCACUUUUCUUGCCCCAGCUCACGUUAGACGCUCCCCCACUUUUAUGCGGGUUCUGCUUUGGCAAGGACCUCAGAUUCAGGUCUUCGAUGGAUUUUUUUUUUGGUAAGAGUCCCUCCCCCCUUUUCGGUUAGCCAAUGCUUACUUACCUUAGCCCCACUGACCCUCUAGCUAGGGACUCCCCUUCCUGCAGGAGCCCACCCACCCUCGGUUCUCCAGCCCUCACCUGGGAAGAUGAAUCCAAAUCACCAGGCAGCUGUUAAGACUCCAGGCAAAGGGUCGAUUCCAAGGCUCUGCCCAUUGAGUGUGAAGAACAACCUGUGUAUUUCCUACAGAAAGCCCUCAUUUUAUAUUCCAAACAUGAGUUUAACUGUGCUUUGGGGAUGCCUGAUGCCUCACCAGGCCAAUACACUCUCUCUCGGGGACCCCUGACAAUGAAUGGCGAGAGCCCAUGCUCGGGGCUCAGGGCCUGCCCCCACCUCCUCCACGCCAGGGGCCUGUCAUUCAGGCAGGCCAAGAUGGGCUUCUCCACCCAGACGGACCUUGGGAAGGCCAACCCCGCCAAAAGGAAAGAGCCUUCUAGGAGGGUGAGUAGGUGGGCGGAUGAGACACAGGCUGCGGAACUUUUCAGCCAAGCUACUGGGCGCUUCUUACCUCAAUAAUUCUUUGCGUUCUUACCUUCUCCCCACAAAUUAUAUACUGGUCUAUUUUAAAUUAAAAUUGCUAU
Messenger RNA from Callorhinus ursinus (northern fur seal), 1677 nucleotides. It is a transcript of the gene CFAP77, whose product is annotated as cilia and flagella associated protein 77. The record is from RefSeq and is a predicted model, not a curated record. Lineage: Eukaryota; Metazoa; Chordata; Mammalia; Carnivora; Otariidae.